AUGACGUAGCGCGUUCAUCGGCACGACGUAGGCACGCUCCUGCUGCUAUGCUAACUUGUAGCUGAGCGGCUCCAGUUUCGUGCCGCCGCUUUUUCUUCCGUUUCCCCCUGAAGUGAAACCGACAACAACAACAACAACAAGAACAAGAACAAUAUCACUCCAGUCAUUCAGACAAACGUCGACCCGGCGGAGCGACUGCGCGCCGGCGUCAUGGCCCUGCAAGGCCCGGAGGAGCUGGGGGAGCAGGUCGAGGAGCCGGAGGAGCUGGACGACCAGGACGCGAGCAGCAUCUCCCCGGCCGAGGAGAUAACGCUGCCCCCCGGGCCCGGCGGCGACGAGGAGCCCGGGCGGACGCUCCUCCUGCCGUGGGACCGCUUCUCCACCUGGCUGCACUGCAUCUGCGUGGUCGGCUUCGACCUGGAGCUCGGACAGGCGGUGGAGGUCAUUUAUCCUCAUCAUUCCAAACUCUCGGAGAAAGAGAAAACGAGCAUCUGCUACCUCUCCUUCCCGGACUCGAACUCAGGUUGCCUUGGCGACACCCAGUUCUGCUUCCGCUUCCGUCAGGGUUCCAACAGGAAGUCGUCGCUCAGCUGCUUCCUGGAAACAACCGACCGGGACGCACCGCCGUGCCUGAAGAGGGAACAAGGCCACUACUACGGCUACGUGUACUUCCGUCAGGUGCGAGACAAAUCCCUGAAGAGAGGAUACUUCCAGAAGUCUCUGGUGCUCAUCAGUAAACUGCCCUAUGUCACCUUCUUCCACUCGCUGUUAAAGAUCAUGGCUCCAGAAUACUUUGAGAAGCAGGAGCCCUGUCUGGAGGCCGCUUGUAAUGACAUCGACCGCUGGCCGACCCCCCAUCCCGGACGAAUCCUGACGCUGCCUAUUAUGGGCGUGGUCAUCAAGGUUCGAAUCCCGACGUGUUACGACAAACCAGGAACCUCGCAGCUGGUCCAGUCCGCCCAGAGCGACAGUCUGGUUUCCAUCGUGCUCCCAACCAUCCACGAAGUCGACCUGUUCAGGUGUUUCUACCCGGUCUUCUUCCACAUCCAGAUGCUGUGGGAGCUGGUGUUGUUGGGAGAGGCACUUGUCGUCAUGGCGCCUUCGCCCGCAGAGUCAUCGGACACCGUGCUGGCGCUGGCCAGCUGUAUCUCUCCUCUGCGAUACUCCAGCGACUUCCGACCGUACUUCACGAUCCACGACAGCGAGUUUAAGGAGUACACCACGAGGACUCAGGCUCCGCCGUCGGUCAUUCUCGGAGUGACCAACCCUUUUUUUGCUAAAACUCUGCAGCACUGGCCGCACAUCAUCCGCAUCGGAGACAUGAAGCAAGCAGGUGAGAUGGCGAAGCAGAUGAAAGUGAAGAAACUGAAAAACCUCAAAACCCUGGACUCUAAACCCGGUGUGUACACUGCAUAUAAGCCAUAUCUCAACAAAGAUGAAGAAAUCAUCAAGCAGCUUCAGAAGGGUGUUCAGCAAAAGAGACCCUCAGCGGCCCAGAAUGCAAUUCUUCGACGCUACUUCUUGGAGCUGACGCAGAGCUUCAUCAUUCCACUGGAGCGGUACGUGGCCAGUCUGAUGCCCCUCCAGAAGUCUAUCAGCCCCUGGAAGAGUCCGCCACAGCUCCGACCGUUCAUCCAGCAGGACUUCAUGAAGACACUGGAGAAAGCUGGACCUCAGCUCACAUCCAGACUGAAAGGAGACUGGAUAGGGCUAUAUAGACAUUUCCUCAAGUCUCCCAACUUUGACGGCUGGUUCCGCAACAGGAGGAGAGAGAUGAUGCAGAAGCUGGAGGCCCUGCACCUGGAGGCGCUGUGCGAGGAGGAUCUGCAGCAGAGGAUCGAGAAGCACACGGAGGUGGAGUCGGUCGAUCUGGUUCUGAAGCUGAAGGAUAAACUGGUGCAGGCGGAGAAGGACCAGCUCCCGGUGCGUCCGGGGACCUUGACCAAGCUGAAGUCCCAUAUCGAUGCAGUCAUCCUGGCCUUACCAGAGGACCUGCAGGGCAUCCUCCACAAGCCCUCCACUCCCUGACCGGCAACUCCAACCCCAGUUUGAGCUGGUUUUAAAGUUUAGAGGGGGGGGGGGGGGGGCACAGUGGGUGUCCCGCCCAGGUGGAGGAGACCCCAUUCUCUCAGACUGGGUCCCGGUCUGAGGACUUCUUGGGUUGGAAAAGCACAUGGAAUUUUUAUUUUCCCAAAAUGUACAUCCUACUUCGGUUACAGUUAUAAUAACCCCUCCCCUCCUCGAACCUGCAGCACCACCGGCACAGAGGACCAGACGUGUCGCCUACGUCUCACUGAUCAUGUGGUAUUGAGUUGUUUUUUUCUUCUUUUUAAAAUAACAGACAUAACUAAGCUAUAAGAAAGGAGCGAUUGAUGAAGAUCUUUUUGCUCUUUUAGCACAUUAACGACACACGAGUCCAUCUGAGCCGACAAAGGAUUUAUCAUCGUCGCCGUGGAAGUUUGACCCUCAGCAAUUUUGACCUUUUUAAUUGUUUUUGAUUUUUUUUACUUUUUUAGCUUGACGACGGAGUAAGAACAGACUUUGGAGUUUUUAUCAUCCAUUUAAAAAACAAACAAAAAAGUUUUUUAAAAGAAGUGCACUUCAUUGCUGACUGGACCAGUGUGCCCUUCACACGCACGGACGCACACACACACACACACACACACACACACACACACACACACACACACACACACACACACACACACACACACACACACACUUUUAUGCAAACCAACUGACCGAGCAGAGCCAAGCAGUGCUUUAUGAUUAGAUUUUACUAAAACACACACACACACACACACAGCGUUAAGCACCAGCGACCCUCUAACAACUGUCAGUGCGUGGGUAAUGUUUCUGUCCUCAAGUGCUCAUGAGCAAAUCUUUUCCCUGUAAUCAUGUUGUCAUAUUUAAAUUGUGAAGACUGAA
This is a messenger RNA of Scophthalmus maximus (turbot), 2928 nucleotides long. RefSeq names its product DENN/MADD domain containing 6Aa (gene dennd6a). Gene Ontology annotation, molecular function: guanyl-nucleotide exchange factor activity. Lineage: Eukaryota; Metazoa; Chordata; Actinopteri; Pleuronectiformes; Scophthalmidae. Bases 211 to 2028 code for a protein of 605 amino acids. The transcript is spliced from 19 exons. The record is from RefSeq and is a predicted model, not a curated record. Gene Ontology annotation, cellular component: recycling endosome.